AUGGCCACCGAGGUUAUCGACGUCGACGUCGCCUACUUGUCCAGUAGCAAGUUCACCAAGUUCUUCCGUGGCGUGUUAUUUCAGAUGAUCUUGUUCGGUGCGAUCUCGUUUGUUGGUCCUGCGAUGUCUGAUGCGAUCUCGAACUUGGGCGGUGGAGGUCUUUCUUCUCCCUACCUCAGUAACUUGGCCAACGCUCUCAACUACGCCUCCGGGUGCCUCGUCACUCUCAUCGGCGGUCCUCUCAUCAACAAGCUCGGCAUCAAAUGGAGCUGCUUUAUUGCCGCAGUAACGUUCCCAUUGACAGGAUCUUCCUACUACGUCAGCGCCAAAUACUCGGUCAACUGGUAUCUGCUGUUCUCGACCAUCCUGGGCGGUUUCACCAGCGGUUUCCUCUACGUGGGCGAGACAACGGCCAUGCUGUCGUACCCUCACCAGGACGACCGAGGGCUCUAUCUCGGAAUCUGGUCCGCGAUGCGCAGCUCAGGCAGUGUCAUUGGCGGCGCCAUCAAUUUCGCGACCAACUACUCGUCCUCUUCGGCCGGCGGCAUCGCGUGGGCAACAUACAUCAUCUUCGUGGUCUUUGAGUGCACGGGCGUCUUUUGGGCCUUUUUGCUCUCGCCCACGAGGAAAGUCCGUCGUAGAGAUGGAACUCCCGUGCCCUCCACGGGGACUGUGACCUGGGGAGAGGAGUUCAGAGCUCUCUGGAUGCACGCUAAGCGGACAAAGACGUGGCUCGUCUUCAUCCCGGCUUUCUACUCGUUCUUUUACGGAGGUACGAUGGGAACAUAUCUGUCCCUCCACUUCUCCGUUCGCGCCCGCGCCCUCUCGACUCUCAUCGUCCCCAUCGUCACGAUCAUCAUGGUCAUGAUCUACGGAAAACUCCUCGACACCAAGCGCUGGUCUCAGACCAACCGGGCGUGGAUGGCCUUUAUCUUGUGGCUUGUGCCCCAAGUCGCCUGCUUCAUCUGGAUCGGCAUCGAGUACAGCAAGUUCGGCACCGCCGAGACAGCUCUUGACUACGUGCUGGAUGGGAAGAGGUGGGCAGAGGCCUACGUUCCCUACCUCAUUAUCUUCACCACGGGCUACUGGACGCAGUUGUCUCUCUACUGGAUUCUGGGCACCUUCUCGACGGACGUCAAGUCCAGCGCCAGAACGGGUGGUCUGUUCCGAGCCUUUGAGACCGCCGGCCAGGCAGUCUCGUACUCUAUCAACUCCAUGACCGGCAGCGAUCCUCGGCAUCCAUUUUACGUCAACUGCGCUGUGCUGGCUCUGGCUAUUCCUUGCAUGGUGAUGCUUAUCAGGCUGGUGCCGGAAGCGCCCGCUGAGAUUGAUGUCGAUGCGAUUGAGGACCCGGUCAAGGGCGAGAACAAGGCGGUUGAAUAA
Messenger RNA from Cryphonectria parasitica EP155, 1383 nucleotides. RefSeq names its product MFS general substrate transporter. Lineage: Eukaryota; Fungi; Ascomycota; Sordariomycetes; Diaporthales; Cryphonectriaceae. Gene Ontology annotation, biological process: transmembrane transport. Gene Ontology annotation, molecular function: transmembrane transporter activity. The record is from RefSeq and is a predicted model, not a curated record. The transcript has 3 exons. Bases 1 to 1383 code for a protein of 460 amino acids.